AUGGUCUCGACCUCACCCCAGAAGACCGCCGACCCGCCCGCCGAAGUCGAAUCCCUCAUGAAGUGGGCCAUCCGUCAACGCCUGAUCAAAAUCUUCGUCGGCCACGAAGUCAAGCCCUACUUCCUGCAAGAGAGCACGCUCGUCAACUCCUCGACCUACUUCGCCCGCGCGCUCGACUACCAAGUCUCCCUCGGCGGCAACGAGCCCGGCGUCCUAAACUUCCCCGACGAUAACGAGUACAGACAAGCGUGGCAGCAGCUCCUCUUCUGGAUCAUCAACAAGCGUCUACCGAGACACGCGGAAGAGCAAGAGGAACCCAGCGCCGCGACGACGACGACACCACCAGAGGAUAUCAUUCUCUGGGUGAAGACGUGGGUGUUGGGCGACAAGUACUGCAUCCCCCGCCUGCAGAACGCGGUGAUGUCGAAGCUGCUGCGAUACUUCCGGACGAAGCACCUCCCAGACGACACCGUGCACGUCAACACGAUGCUGCUGAUCAGCCCCAUCGAUACGCCUCUCCGGAGACUGCUGUCCGAAGAGGUGGUGAUUCUGACGCAGGACAAGGGGUUCAAAGCGAAGGAGCUCAUGCCGAGUGAUGGGACGCCGGGGUUGAGUGCUUCUUUGUUGAAGGCGUUUUCGGACUAUGUCGCUUGUAGGGAGGUGUUUCCGAGGCAGAGCUCGGAGACGAGGACGAAGGCGAGGCGGGAGUAUAUGGUUGGGGAGGAGUAUGAUGAAGAUUGGUUGGAGGAUGUGAAGAAGGUGAAGGCGAAGCGGAAGAGGGCGAGUGAGGAGUGA
This is a messenger RNA of Zasmidium cellare ATCC 36951, 795 nucleotides long. RefSeq lists its product as uncharacterized. The transcript has a single exon. Lineage: Eukaryota; Fungi; Ascomycota; Dothideomycetes; Mycosphaerellales; Mycosphaerellaceae. Bases 1 to 795 code for a protein of 264 amino acids. The record is from RefSeq and is a predicted model, not a curated record.